CAAGUAGUGGUACUGUGCAAAGGGUGUAAAAAUUGGAGAACGUCAUCACUUUCCACCCUCAUUCCUGAUUUCUGGGGGUGUGUUGCUCUGUGUUACUCAAGGACGAGGGGUUCCCUUCGUUUUUAUGAGCUCGGGUGGCACUCGGAACGUUUAAGGCAAAAUGCCAUCAUGGCUGAUCAUCGUGGUAAUAACUCUAGCAAGUUCAUUGGCUCAGGACCAAAACGUCGAUGACCCGUCCACUGUCAUACUCACUAAUAUUAUUUUUCGUCAUGGCGAUAGGACACCAGUUGAGCCGUAUCCCACAGAUCCAUACCGCAACGUCUCUGUUUACUGGCCAGAAGGGCUGGGACAACUCACAGAUGUCGGCAAGGAGCAGCAUUUUAAGCUGGGCCAAUAUUUCCGCAAAAGAUAUGACUCACUUCUACCGAAAAAAUAUAAUUACAAUGAUGUCUUGGUGAGGAGUACAGAUGUCGACCGGACGCUCAUGAGCGCUGAAAGUAACUUAGCAGGAUUCUUCCCUCCAGUCAAACCCUGGUCGCCUGACCUGAAGUGGUCUCCCAUCCCUGUUCACACCGUCCCUGAAAAUCUUGACAAUUUGGUGUCAAUGAAGCAUCCCUGUCCAAGAUAUGAUUUAGAGUUCAAAAACCUUAUGGAGUCUGAUUUUAUGAAGAAGAUAAAGGCUCAGUAUCAGGAUCUGUACGACUACUUAACUGAGCACACAGGAAAAGAGGUGCAAGACCCUAUAAAUGUGCAGUACAUCUUCAACACUCUGUGGAUUGAGCAAUUGAAAAAUCUCAAGCUGCCAGAGUGGACUAAAAAGGUUUACCCAGAUCGCAUGCAAGAGUUGUCGAGGCUAAGCUUUACUUUGAACGCCUACACCACAGAAUUGCAGAGGUUGAAAGGAGGCCCGCUUAUUGGUGAAAUUGUGAACCACAUGAAGCAAAAGGUGGACAAGACGCUGACCCCUGACCGGAAAUUGUUUCUCUACUCGGCGCACGACACCACUGUGGCCAAUAUCCUGAUGACCCUCGGCCUUUUUGACGCCCAGAAUCCACCCUACACUUCGUCCAUCCUACUGGAGCUGCACAAGCUACCCCCUGAGAAAUAUUUCGUUACGAUAUUGUACAAAAAUGAAACGGACCGAGACCCUUACAAGCUCUCCCUACCUGGCUGCGCUUUCCGCUGCCCCCUGGAUGAUUUCGUGAAGCUGACGUCCCCAAUGAUACCUGAAGACUGGAAUGCCGAGUGCCAGCUUGGCGCUGAGCAAACAUUCCUAGCCUCUGACGAGGCGACUUUGCUUCGCAAUCUCUCUAUAACAGUUGUGAUCGGGUCUGGCAUAGUUGUUCUUCUACUCAUCAGCGUGCUGGUUCUGGCGGUUGCGUUCAUGCAGCAGCGCAGCAGGAAUAACUACAGAUAUUCGCCUUUGAGUAUCGAUUCGUUUUCUUAAGUUUUUUGUCCA
This is a messenger RNA of Cloeon dipterum, 1459 nucleotides long. RefSeq names its product Acid phosphatase 1 (gene Acph-1). Gene Ontology annotation, biological process: dephosphorylation. Lineage: Eukaryota; Metazoa; Arthropoda; Insecta; Ephemeroptera; Baetidae. The transcript has 9 exons. The record is from RefSeq and is a predicted model, not a curated record. The coding region runs from base 161 to 1447 and encodes 428 amino acids. Gene Ontology annotation, molecular function: phosphatase activity.